Microdochium trichocladiopsis is the source of this 2487-nucleotide messenger RNA. RefSeq lists its product as uncharacterized. Gene Ontology annotation, molecular function: protein binding. The transcript is spliced from 2 exons. Bases 1 to 2487 code for a protein of 828 amino acids. The record is from RefSeq and is a predicted model, not a curated record. Gene Ontology annotation, biological process: cell division. Lineage: Eukaryota; Fungi; Ascomycota; Sordariomycetes; Xylariales; Microdochiaceae.
AUGGCGCCGUCAUCUUCGGCUGUCUCUUCCCAGCUCAGGCAGGUCGUGCACUACCACCUCGACAACUUUGCGUAUGACAACGCCUUGUUCUUCGCCGAGAGGCUCGCCGCCCACGAUCCUCGCACAAGCGAAUCGGUAUAUCUGCUAGCGCUCAGCCACUUUCGGCUUGGGGAUUACCAGACUGCAUAUGAGAUCAGCAAAGCAGUCGGACACCGUGGAAGCCACGUCAGCUGCGCUUUUCUGUUUGCGCAGACCUGUCUUGCACUUGACCAUCACAAAGAAGGCAUCCAAGCCCUCGAACGAGCUCGAGCGUCCUGGUCCGGCAAGAAUGGCUUCGGUAAGCACGGAGCUACGACCCGGUCGCAGCAUCCGGAUGCUGCCACCAUCCUAUGCCUUCUUGGCAAACUGUACCGAGCACGCGACGAGAAGAAGAAGGCGGUCAUUAGCUUCGAGGAGGCUCUGAAAGCGAACCCCUUCAUGUGGGAUGCGUUUACAGCUCUGUGUGACAUGGGUGUCGAUGUCCGCACACAGAACGUCUUCAAGUUGAAUGAAAGCUUUCUGGACUGCUGCAGCCAUGACAGCAACAAGAACGGCGUCUUGGCAGAACAGAAGGACAACGCAAUCGCCCACCAGACAGAAGCGGCCAGCAAGCGCUCUUACUUGCGACAGCAAGCGGCAGCCGACAUGGCAGAUCCUUUCGACUCUCAGAAAGCUGUGUCGUCAAGUGAUUCCCUCUUCGGCAACAGCUCGGCCCCCUUUGGCGCUGGGGAAAACGACUUCCUGUCCAAGAUUGCCGCUGCACGCUCUAGGAUGGCUACGUCAACACUGGACAUGGGAUCUGACCUUACUGAAACGCCAACAACGUCGAACUCUGACUCAAAUAUAAGAGUGCCAAACGCACCUUCUGAGCAGCUCCCUGCCCCGACACGCAGAGCGAAAACGCUCCCCAUAGAUACCGGUCUUCAAGAUCCGCCUCUUAAGAUAGGCCAUCGCCUCGGGACGAAGCGCACCCUCCGCGCGUACGACAAGGUCCAAGAAGACGCGCCUUCAGAUGGCGCGCCAGGAGGCUUGCGCGUCCCCUCGGCAACAGGCAUUGCUGCUAUUGAGAGGAAGCGGACGGUCUCCGGGCACCCGGUACAGCCGAGGCAACAUUCAGAGGAACCAGGCGCUCCACAGAGACGAAGUGCCAGGAUCAACAUGUCCAGAAACCCCAACAUCAAAUCUCACCCUGCCACGACUACGACGUCAGUCGCCCCCGCCAGAGAGCUGAAGAAGGCUAGGCCCCCGAUUCCUCGACUGGCUCGUCCAAUAUCUGCAAACACCACCGUGGGACGGGCAGUAAGCGGCAAUCGCAAGCCUCUUGAGGAUAGCGGCAUGGAUGUUGAUCAUGCGGAAGCUCCGCGGGUGAAAGAGCCCGUAGUGCAACAGCCAGCUCCCAAGCAAAGCACGCCGGAUAAUCUUAAAGUAGAGGAGGCGCUCAAAUAUGUGCUUGAGCUUCUUCGGAAGUUUGCUGCGGGUUAUCAUGCUCAGUCACAAUUUCAGGGCGCCGAGGCUCUCACGGCCUAUGCCUCGCUCCCACGUGGGCAACAAGAUACACCAUGGGUGCUCUCUCAAAUGGGAAAAGCACACUAUGAGCAGGCCGCGUAUGCUGAGGCCGAAAAGUACUACCGGAGGUUGCGCAUCCUUGCGCCCACGCGCUUCGAGGACAUGGAAGUGUACUCGACCAUCCUAUGGUUUCUCAAGCGAGAGACCGAAUUAUCCUUCCUGGCCCAUGAAUUGGUGGAUGCUUGCUGGCGUUCCCCUCAGGCAUGGUGCGCUCUCGGGAAUGCGUGGUCCCUGGCUCGUGACCAUGAGCAAGCUCUACGAUGCUUCAAGAGGGCAACUCAACUAGAUCCCAAAUUCGCCUACGCGUUUACUCUACAGGGCCAUGAGCACGUGUCCAAUGAGGAAUAUGAAAAGGCACUUACAGCAUACAGGCGAGCCAUCAGUGCGGAUCGUCGGCACUACAAUGCCUACUACGGCAUAGGACGUGUCUAUGAGAAGCUCGGCAACUACGACAUGGCGUACACGCACUUCGACGCCGCGUCCAACAUCAACCCCACCAAUGCUGUGCUCAUCUGCUGCAUUGGAAACGUUCUCGAGAAACAGCGAAAGAUUGUGCCGGCAUUGCAGUACUUCAGCAAAGCUACGGAGCUUGCGCCCCAUGCUGCGCAGACACGAUACAAAAAAGCUCGCGCUUUGCUGGCCCUCAACCAGCUCGACGCCGCUCGGAAAGAGUUGGAGAUUCUGAAGGAUCUGGCCCCUGACGAGGCAACAGUACACUUCCUCCUGGGGAAGCUGUACAAGACUCAGAAUGACAAGAGCUCGGCCGUGCGGCACUUUACGAUAGCUCUGAAUUUGGAUCCGAAGGCGAGCCAGCAGAUCAAGGAAGCUAUCGAAAGCCUCGAGGACGACGAUGAUGGGUACGACGACUCAAUGAUGGGAUGA